Molecule: messenger RNA, 1647 nt
Organism: Saprolegnia parasitica CBS 223.65
Lineage: Eukaryota; Oomycota; Saprolegniomycetes; Saprolegniales; Saprolegniaceae
Exons: 16
Coding region: 1-1647 (548 amino acids)
Molecular function (GO): ATP-dependent diacylglycerol kinase activity
Source: RefSeq, a predicted model, not a curated record
AUGAACACGACCAUCGCCGUCGUCGUCGCCGCUGUCAUCGCUGUCGUCGUCGCGCGGACCAUCUGCCUCUGGUGCCUCAAGCACCGCUACCAAGGUAAGCCCUACGUCCUCGGCCGUCACCAGUGGCGCCUCGAAGACCGCGCCGGACCUCAUUGGUGCAACGUGUGCGACUCGGUCGCGAACAACGCGUGGCGCUUCGUCCUCGCAUGCGACGUCUGCGGCAAGAAGGCGCACGAAGGCUGCGCUCUUUGGCCAUCGGGCGGCGACCAAGGCUGCCGGUGCAAAGUCGCCGCCAACGCGACCCACGACUCCCAUUUGUGGGUCAAGAACAACUUCGACUCGGGCAGCUAUUGUGCGAUUUGCGACGCCUCGUGCUUCCGAACGACCUCGUUCCAGUGCGCGUGGUGCCGUGACGUGGUGCACGCAGCGUGCGGUCGCACCCAGACGUGCGGCUACGGGCCGCACCGUCGCCUCGUCUUGGCGCCGACGUCGGUGAAGACGCAAGACACGUCGGUAGCAGCUGCCAACACCACGCAGCCGGCUGCGCUGUCGCAACAGGCGAUCAUGAAUUUGAUUCGCAUCUUUGGCUCGGCGACGGUCGUCCGACACGCGCCCGUUACGGGGACGGCAACCAACCCGAUCGUCAUCCUGGACGACGACGUCGACGAUGUGCAGCCGUACACGAUCCAAGCACCGCGCACGACGACACCACUCCUGGUGUUUAUCAACGGCAAAAGCGGCGGCCAGCAAGGCGCUUACGUCGUGCAGCAAUAUCUCAAGCAUCUCAACCCGCUUCAGAUCUACGAUUUGCAUGCCUCGGGCGGUCCGCGAAGCGCGCUCAUCCAGUUUCGCCACGUGCAAGGCCUCAAGAUCGUCGUGUGCGGCGGCGAUGGCACCGUGGGCUGGGUGCUCGGCGCGAUCCGCAAUCUCGUGGAAGAGAAUCAGCUCCAUUUUCAGCCCCCUGUCGCGAUCCUGCCGCUCGGUACGGGCAACGACCUGGCGCGCUCCUUGAACUGGGGCGGUGGCUACGCUCGUGGGCCCAUCUCUGACACGUUGCGCGACAUUGCCAACGCCGGCACGCGCGCCCUGGAUUGCUGGCGCAUUACCAUGACCGGGCGGAAGACGAGCACACUCCAGAACUACUUUAGCGUCGGUGUCGACGCGCAGGUGGCGCUCGAGUUUCACGAGAAGCGCAAGAAUUGGCCUUGGCUCUUUGCAAACCAAUCGACCAACAAGGUCUGGUACGCCGGGUACGGUGCCAAGAACCUGGCCGCGCCGACGUGCGCCAAUCUCGAGACCAAGAUCAAGCUGUAUUGCGACGGCCAGCGCAUCAAGCUCCCCGACGACACGGAAGCGGUCAUCGUCACCAACAUCGACAGCUACGCUGGCGGCACCAAGCUUUGGCGCAAUGAUGCUACGCCCGCCUAUGGCCAGCCGGACGCGCAAGGCCAGCGCACGGCGUUCCACCCGACCGCUAUGGACGACGGCCUCCUCGAUGUCGUGGCUGUCGGCAGCACGAUUCAGCAGGGCGCCAUUCACCUCGGACUCGCCAGCGCCACGCGCGUCUGCCAAGGCAUGUCGAUCAAGCUCAAGCUUUACAUCAAUUUCUCGCAUCGGGCUGAAAUGCUCGAGAAGGCGCUUGGCUGA